This is a messenger RNA of Mus caroli (Ryukyu mouse), 1206 nucleotides long. RefSeq names its product arylacetamide deacetylase-like 2. The record is from RefSeq and is a predicted model, not a curated record. Gene Ontology annotation, cellular component: membrane. Gene Ontology annotation, molecular function: carboxylic ester hydrolase activity. Lineage: Eukaryota; Metazoa; Chordata; Mammalia; Rodentia; Muridae.
AUGGGGUACAAGACUCUAUGCUUUGGAUUCUUUUGUAUUUUGCUUGCUUAUUGUUUUUAUUUACCAGUUCCAGAAGAUGUUGAAGAAGCCUGGAAAGUGAGAACCAUCAGUGCUAUUUUAAAAAUGUCUUCAUUUAUGGGCACAAUAGGUGAAUAUAUAGGUCUUCUGAAAUAUGAAGACAUACUAGUAAUGUUAUCAACAGUUCACUUUACAAAACCAGUUUCUGAUGAAAACAUUACAGUGAUUGACACAAAAUUUAGUAACAUCCCUGUUCGUCUGUACUUGCCAAAGAGGAAGUCUGAAAGGCAGAGACCAGCUGUGAUUUUCAUUCAUGGUGGUGCCUUUGUCUUGGGAAGUUACAAGAUGGCAGCCUAUGAUGAUCUGAACAGAUGGACAGCAAACAAGCUUGGUGCUGUUGUUGUGGGAAUAGACUACAGGCUUGCUCCUAAGUAUCUAUUCCCAGCUGCGCUUGAAGACUGUGUUUAUACGAUCAAGUUCUUUCUUCAGAAAAAUAUUCUUGCAAAAUACAGAGUGGAUCCCACACGCAUCUGUAUUAUGGGAGAUAGUUCUGGGGGUACCUUGGCAGCAACAGUGACUCAACUGUUACAGAAUGAUCCAAACUUCAAAGAUAAAAUUAAAGCACAAGCUUUGAUGUAUCCUGGCCUACAAUCACUUGAUACCUUGUUACCAUCCCAUCAAGAGUAUCAACAUGGUCCAAUUCUGACCAGGGAGAUGAUAAUUAAGUUGGCAAGCCUAUAUGUGACUGAAGACAAAGAUCUAUUCCAGGCUGCACUGAGAAAUGAGCAUAUGCCAACAGAGUCAAGACACCUGUUCAAGUUUGUUAACUGGAGUGACUUCCUUCCUGAGAAAUACAAAAAGAGCUAUGUUUACACUGACCCAGUUCUUGGAAAAUUGAAUGCUUCCUAUCCAGUACUUGUGGAUAGCAGGUUGUCCCCUUUGAUAGUCAAUGACACCCAGUUACAGAGUUUGCCUUUAACAUACAUUGUCACUUGUGAACAUGAUCUGUUAAGAGAUGAUAGUCUUAUUUACAUCUCACGGCUUAGAAAUGUUGGGGUGAAAGUUACUCAUGAGCAUAUAGAGAAAGGAAUACAUGGAGCCCUAUCAUUCACCAGAGCUCCGAUAUUUUUAAAUUUAGGAUUAAAAAUAAGAGAUAAGUAUAUUAAUUGGUUAGAAGAAAAUUUAUAA